This is a messenger RNA of Scatophagus argus, 2936 nucleotides long. Its product is annotated as signal transducer and activator of transcription 1-alpha/beta-like. NCBI's taxonomy places the organism in Eukaryota, Metazoa, Chordata, Actinopteri, Scatophagidae. Gene Ontology annotation, biological process: defense response; regulation of cell population proliferation; regulation of transcription by RNA polymerase II. Gene Ontology annotation, molecular function: RNA polymerase II cis-regulatory region sequence-specific DNA binding; DNA-binding transcription factor activity, RNA polymerase II-specific. The transcript has 24 exons. The coding region runs from base 192 to 2417 and encodes 741 amino acids. The record is from RefSeq and is a predicted model, not a curated record.
AAGAGCUGCUUCUCGAGAAUCACGUGACGUGUGGGUGCGCCCGGCGAAUAUAAGAAACUCCACCCCCGUCCCGAGAGCCAGUCUGUCAAUUACUUUUGACACAUCAGCUGUAGCUCCUCACUUUAUCGAUAAAAAGUACAAAUCACUACAACCACGAGUUUGUCGGGCUGGUCUCGCCUUGUCGUUUGCAGAUGGCUCAGUGGCAGGCCCUGCUGAGGCUGGAUUCAGCCCUCCAGAGGCGUGUGAGCCAGGUGUACGAGCGGAGGUUCCGCAGGGAGAUCCGCCACAAUCUGUGCGCCCUGAUAGAGAGCCACGACUGGGAUUUGGCAGCUGUGGAUGAAAAUCGAGCAGCCAUGUGUUUCCAGGCGCUCCUGGUGUAUUUGGAAGAACAGUGGAACCGUUCUCUGGAGGAGAGCAACAUUUUGCAGGGACCUGAUUAUUCAGGGAUGAGAGAGUACUUGCUGAUGAACUUUGGAGAUGAGCCAAUGAACUUGGCUGCAGUCCUCUCUGAAUGCCUGCAGGAGGAAAAGAAAAUCCUGUCGUCAGCCUCUGAAGCACAGGGCUGUCAGGGCGAGUCGACCGUGGACCAACAGUGGAGACAGCUGGACAACAAAAUCAAUGAACUGAAAAGACAGACUCUGGAGGUGACGAAGGAAAUUAAGUCACUGGAGGACCUCAAUGAAAAGCUCAGCUACAUACAGGAGACGUGGAAAAACCAGGUGGAGAAGAACGUCGGAUUGGCCCAGUCGCAUGCUGUUGUGGAAGAGGAAUGUGUGAAGCAGGCCAACUUCAUCAUGCGAACAAAGCAGAUGUUGCUGCAGCAGCUCGCACACAUUUUAAACACGGCAGGCGAGAUUGUGCCGACUCUCACGGGCGUGGAGCUGCCCGAGUGGAAACGCAGGCAGCAGAUGGCCUGCCUCGGAAAUCCAGUAGACACCAGUCUGGACCUUCUCGAGAAGUGGUUCACCGCAGUGGCAGAAGUGCUAAUCGGAGUACACAAACAGCUGCAGAAACUGCAAGGCCAGAACGUGGCGGAAAUGAGGAUGAUCAUGAUGUCCCUGCUCGUCAACCUUCUGGAAAAUGCUCUAGUGGUUGAGAAACAACCGAUCAUGGCGAGUUUACCGCAGCGACCUCUCAUACUGAAGACUGGCGUGCGAUUCAUGGCGACGGUGAGGUUCUUGGCUAACCUCCCAGAGUUCAAGUGUCUGCUCAAAGUCAAACCCGUUUUUGACAAGGAUGUUGAAGAAACCAUGACAAUUAAAGGGUUCCGUCACUUUGACUUCAGCAAGGGUGACAGUAAGGUGAUGGACGUUGACGUGCCGGGUGGAGGCUUGGUGGCAGAAUUUGGCCUCAUGUCACUCAAGGAAACCAAAGCAAAGGCCAAAGGGACAUCUGAGACCCGUCUGGGAGUCACUGAGGAGCUCCACGUCAUUAAGUUUGUGACCGAGUUUCAACAUGCCGGACUGCAGUGUAAAAUGGAGGCCAGCUCGCUGCCUGUGGUUGUGAUCUCCAGCACCAAUCAGAUCCCCAGCGCCUGGGGCUCCAUCAUGUGGUACAACAUGCUGUGCACCAGUGAACCGCAGAACCUGUCGCUGUUCGUCGACCCUCCUCCGCUCACCUGGACCCAACUGUCACAGGUUCUGAACUGGCAGUUUUUGUCCGUCGGCCAGCGGGGGCUCGACGAAAACCAGCUCUUAAUGCUAAGAGACAAAAUCGUGGCGGACGAUCCUGAUGACAGCGUUCAAUGGUGCAAGUUCUCCAAGAACGAUGGUGCCUGGAUUUGGAUCGAUGGAAUCCUGGAUUUGAUCAGAAAACACUUGGUAGAUCUUUGGCGGGACGGUUUCAUCAUGGGCUUCGUGAGCAGACAGAGAACUCGGGCCCUGCUACAGGAAAAACAGACCGGGACCUUCCUGCUCCGCUUCAGCGAAAGCAACAAAGAUGGCGCCAUCACCUUCAGCUGGGUUGAGCACUCGAACGGCGAGGCCCACGUGCACGCGGUGGAGCCCUACACCAAGCUGGAGCUGUCGGUCAUGUGUCUGCCAGACAUCAUUUACCUCUACAGUCUGAGAGCCGAGAGGAGCACGACCAGGAAUCCUCUGCUCUACCUCUACCCCGACAUCCCCAAAGACGCUGCGUUCGGGCGCUACUGCAAGAGCUCUGCAAUGUUGCAGCCCAAAAAGGUUGUAGAUGGCUACGUGGACAGAACCCUCAUUCCCAUGUCUGUCUAUCCCACGCCACCUCCGUCUCCGCCUCGGGAGAGUCCCAUUAUGGAUGUCGACAUGAACAUUUACUCGGAUGAGGACACUCAUCAGCUGAUUCAGGAACUCUUCUCUGAUUUGUUGUGCUUCUCUGAACACCCUGACCACUGGACGUCACCAACUCAGAGCGACUGCGUCACUCCGAGUGGCUCCUUCUGAACGCACUGGUUGCACUUACUUUUUUGUUUUUCUUGUUAGUAUUUUGCAUACAUAAAAUGUUCUUCUCCUGUACUGAAAAUCUGUGUGUGGGUGUGUGUGUGUGUGGGUGGGAAUCAAUUUCUUUAAAGCCUUUUUAUUUCAUUUUUUGAAUUUAUGGAAUAUUUUCCCAAGCUGAGUUACUGCCUCUGCAAAGUUCGGAGGUAAAAACUGUACUGUACUUUACUUGUGUUUUAUGAAAUGAAUACAUUCCAGUGCUAAGAGAAAUUACAUCUCACUUCUCCAGAACUUUAUUUAUAUAACAAGGACUACAAACAUGCAGUGGCCUCACGUCUUAACUGUUUCGUAUAUUUUUACUCUUUUUUUUUUUUUCCCCAACCUGUCAGCACUUAAACAAGUUGGAGACCCAUAAGCAACAAGUGUAAAGAAUUACCUGAUGAACAAAUGCACUGUAAGAGAAACUUACAUUUAGAAAGUAAUAUUUGACUCAAAACAAUGGAUCAAAUAAAUUACUAAGCCCAC